Stereum hirsutum FP-91666 SS1 is the source of this 1671-nucleotide messenger RNA. RefSeq lists its product as uncharacterized. Gene Ontology annotation, molecular function: amino acid transmembrane transporter activity. Bases 1 to 1671 code for a protein of 556 amino acids. The transcript is spliced from 17 exons. Lineage: Eukaryota; Fungi; Basidiomycota; Agaricomycetes; Russulales; Stereaceae. The record is from RefSeq and is a predicted model, not a curated record. Gene Ontology annotation, cellular component: membrane. Gene Ontology annotation, biological process: amino acid transmembrane transport.
AUGGCGCACAGGAACACUAGUGUCGACCUCGAAACAGCGUCCAAGUUCUCUGAGAAGGAAGAUGUCUUCGUCAGCGUCGCACCCGCUCCAAUGGGAUCCGAUAGGUCGAAGUCGGCGACAACAAGAGGAUUGAAGAGCAGGCACAUUCAACUCAUCUCCAUCGGUGGUGUUAUUGGGACGGGCCUUUUCAUUGGCUCGGGUAAAGCACUCGUCAUGGCCGGCCCUCUCUCCUGCUUGCUUGCGUACAUUAUAUUCUGUGUCAUUGUUUGGUGUGUGGCCCAAGCAGCAGGCGAACUCGCAACUCUCCUACCCAUAACCGGCUCUUUCAUCACUUGGUCACACCGUUUCAUCGACCCUGCCGCUGGUGUAGCUUGUGGAUGGAACUACGCCUAUGCUUGCAUCGCGUUCGCUUGUGCAGACAUCUCAGCUGUAACGGGACUAUUCCAAUACUGGCUUCCCGACUCCUCUCCCGCAAUCUGGGUUUCCUACUGCCUUGUCGUAUUCUUUAUUCUCAACGCAUUCGCAGUUAGGCUUUACGGCGAGGCGGAAUUUUACUUCGCAUCCGGCAAAGUCAUCCUCAUCAUCGGAUUCAUCAUCUUCACAUUCAUUGCCAUGCUUGGUGGUAACCCCGCCCAUGACAGAUUUGGAUUCAGGUACUGGAAGGACCCCGGUCCCAUGGCAGAAUACCUCGUCGAUGGUACUCUCGGCCGCUUCCUCGGCUUCUGGGGCGUCUUCCGUGUCGCCGCAUUCUCUAUCGGCGGACCAGAAUUCGUGGCUAUGUGUUCCGCGGAAGCGGAGAGGCCCAGGGUCACUAUCCCGAAGGCUAUCCGGAGAGUGUUCUGGAGGUUGGCUGCGUUCUACGUCCUCGGCAUCCUCUGUGUCGGUAUCCUUGUCGCCUCCAACGACGAAGAUCUGCUCAACGGAAUCGCUACCGGAACUGGUGUCGGUGCCUCUCCAUUCGUCAUCGGCAUGCAGCACCUCGGCAUCAAGGUCCUCCCCCACAUUAUCAACGCCGUCAUCAUUACCUCCGCCACCUCCUGCGGUAACUCCUUCGUCUAUGUCGCGACUCGUUCCGUCCAUUCGCUCGCGGUCAAUGGUCAAGCUCCAAAGGUUCUGAGUUACACGACGAAGAGGGGUGUCCCGCUCUUCUCCCUGUUGUUCGUAUUGGCAAUCUGUUGUUUGAGUUACAUGACUGUAAACUCCGGUGCCGCCGUCGUCUUCGGCUGGUUCCUCGAUCUCUCCUCCGUCGCAGCCCUUAUCAACUUCUCCUGGAUGUGUCUUGCUUGGAUCCGAUUCGACAAAGGCAUGCGUGCCCAAGGCCUCUCUCGCGAAAUUUUGCCAUUCAAGGGCAAGCUCAUGCCGUAUGCAGCCUGGACCGGGUUGGUAUGGUGUGUUCUGCUUACCGUUACAAACGGGUUCGCGGUGUUUAUCAAGAUUGAUGGGAACUUUGACAUCCAAUCGUUCUUCACUGCAUACUUCGGUGUCAUUCUCACCGCCGUCAUCUACUUCGGGUGGAAGCUCUUCAAGCGUGGCGACCAAGGCUUCCGCAAACCAGCAGAGAUGGACCUUCUCGGAGGAUCAGAAGAAGCCGACGAGGACGAGAAGUGGUGGCAGGAGAAUUAUGUGCCCCCGACAACGAGAUGGGGAAAGUUUGUGGACUGGCUGUUGUGA